UUGACUGGCUGCGCGCGCGAAGUUCUGGGCAAAGUACUGGGAACUGGCCGAACGUUCGCUGCACGCCGGAGCCGCGCGGAACAAGGCGAGCUGGGAGCCAGGAGGCCAGUGCGCAGCGCCGGCUCUGACCCCGGCAGCCGUCGGCGAGUAGCCGUCCCCGGCGCAGUCUGCUGCAGCCGGGGCGGGAACUAUCAGCUGUGCGUUGCUGGAGGACCGAAGAAGCCAGGUUUGCCUCCUUUCGCUUAUGCGGACAAACCCCGGUGCCGGGCACCAGGGAAACUAGGCGGCGUCCCCGGCGGCUGAGCGCGCAGUUCUAGAGACUGGAAAGUCCAAGGACUGGGUACCUGCAAAUCUGCUGUCUGGGAUUUCCUUUAGGGCAUCCAAAAUGCUUUUAAAACAUAUUGGAUAAAAGCUGAGCCACCUGCCUCUGUGGGACUUCCAUACUCCCUUCUCCACUGUCUUCUGAUGGCAUUCUGACUACAUUGAGGCCAAGUGACACACUAUUCAAGAUGAGUGAUGAGAAGAGCCUUGCGGUAUCCCAAAAAUUGGUCUCACCUUCGAGGAGCACAAGCAGCUGCUCUUCCAAGCAAGGAAGUCGACAGGACAGCUGGGAAGUGGUGGAAGGACUGAGGGGAGAGAUGAAUUACACCCAAGAGCCACCAAUACAGAAAGGAUUUUUGCUGAAAAAGAGAAAAUGGCCUUUGAAAGGCUGGCAUAAGAGAUUCUUCUAUCUGGACAAAGGAAUCUUGAAAUAUGCCAAGAACCAAACUGACAUCGAGAGAGAGAAGCUGCAUGGCUGCAUUGACGUCGGGCUCUCGGUGAUGUCUGUGAAGAAGUCAUCCAAGUGCAUAGACCUGGACACCGAGGAGCACAUUUACCAUCUGAAGGUAAAGUCAGAGGACGUCUUUGAUGAGUGGGUAUCCAACCUCCGCCACCACAGAAUGUACCGUCAGAAUGAAAUCGCCAUGUUUCCACAUGAAGUUAAUCAUUUUUUCCCAGGAUCUACAGUCACAGACUCUGGUCCUGGGGUCAUGGACACCAUUUCAAGUAGGAAGCGUAGCAGUAUAUCAAAGCAGAAUUCGUUUCAAACCGGAAGCAAUUUAUCAUUUUCUUGUGGUGGUGAGACUCGAGCACCAUUAUGGUUACAGUCUUCAGAGGACAUGGAAAAAUGCUCCAAAGACCUGGCGCACUGUCACACCUGCCUGGUGGAGAUGAGCCAGCUCCUACAAAGUAUGGACAUCCUGCAUCGGACAUAUUCGGCACCAGCUAUCAAUGCCAUCCAGGGUGGAGCUUUUGAAAGUCCCAAAAAGGAAAAAAGAUCACACAGGAGGUGGCGGUCCAGAGCUCUUGGCAAAGACGCUAAAGGAACGCUGCAGGUACCUAAGCCUUUUUCUGGCCCAGUAAGACUGCAUUCCUCCAAUCCUAAUUUGUCUACACUAGAUUUUGGAGAAGAGAAAAAUUAUUCUGAUGGCUCUGAAACCUCAUCAGAGUUUUCUAAAAUGCAAGAGGAUCUGUGUCAUAUUGCCCAUAAAGUCUACUUCACUUUAAGGUCAGCUUUUAAUACCAUAUCAAUGGAGAGAGAGAAACUGAAGCAGCUGAUGGAGCAAGAUGUUUCUGCCUCCCCCUCUGCCCAGGUCCUUGGUCUGAAGCAUGCCCUGUCAUCCGCCCUAGCACAAAACACAGAUCUUAAAGAACGCUUAUGCAGAAUCCAUGCCGAGUCUCUGCUCCUCGACCUCCCUGCUGCUGCCAAGUCGGGUGACGGUCUGGCAGAGGAAAACUCCAGAGAUGAUAGUCGGGCUCUGGUCCAUCAGCUUUCCAAUGAAAGCAGACUGUCCAUCACUGACUCUCUCUCAGAGUUUUUUGAUGCCCAGGAAGUUCUGUUGUCUCCAAGCUCUUCAGAAAAUGAGAUUUCUGAAGAUGAUUCAUAUGUCAGUGACAUAAGUGACAACCUUUCCUUAGACAAUCUCAGUAAUGAUUUGGAUAAUGAGAGACAAACUUUGGGGCCAGUGAUCGACAGUGGAGGGGAAGCCAAGUCCAAAAGAAGGACGUGCCUGCCAGCACCGUGCCCCAAGUCCAGUAACGUCAGCUUGUGGAACAUCCUGAGAAACAACAUCGGGAAGGACCUGUCUAAGGUGGCCAUGCCGGUGGAGCUCAAUGAGCCCCUCAACACGCUGCAGAGGCUCUGCGAGGAGCUGGAAUACAGUGAGCUCCUGGACAAGGCCGCCCAGCUGCCCAGCGCCCUGGAGAGGAUGGUGUACGUGGCAGCCUUUGCCGUGUCUGCAUAUGCGUCUAGCUACUUCCGUGCUGGGAGUAAGCCUUUUAAUCCAGUCCUUGGAGAAACAUAUGAGUGUAUUCGUGAGGACAAGGGCUUCCGGUUUUUUUCAGAACAGGUCAGCCACCAUCCUCCUAUCUCUGCAUGUCACGCUGAGUCUGCAAAUUUUGUUUUCUGGCAAGAUGUGAGAUGGAAAAACAAAUUCUGGGGCAAAUCCAUGGAAAUCGUUCCCAUUGGCACAACCCAUGUGACUCUGCCAGUUUUUGGAGAUCAUUUUGAGUGGAACAAAGUGACCUCUUGCAUCCACAACAUCUUAAGCGGGCAGAGGUGGAUCGAGCACUAUGGAGAGAUUGUCAUCAAGAACCUGAAUGAUGAUUCCUGCCACUGCAAAGUGAAUUUUAUAAAGGCAAAAUAUUGGAGCACUAACGCCCAUGAGAUUGAAGGUACAGUGUUUGACCAGAGUGGAAAAGCAGUACAUCGGCUCUUUGGCAAAUGGCACGAGAGCAUCUACUGCGGCGGCUCCUCCUCAUCCGCCUGCAUCUGGAGAGCAAAUCCCAUGCCAAAAGGCUAUGAGCAAUAUUAUGGCUUCACACAGUUUGCACUAGAAUUAAAUGAAAUGGAUCCAUUGUUAAAGUCUGUAUUACCACCUACCGACACUCGAUUCAGACCAGAUCAAAGGUUUCUAGAAGAAGGGAACUUAGAAGAAGCUGAAACACAAAAGCAGAGGAUUGAACAGCUGCAGAGAGAAAGGCGACGGGUCUUAGAAGAAAAUAAGGUGGAGCACCAGCCAAGGUUUUUCAGGAAAUCCAUUGAUGACUCUUGGGUGAGCAACGGCACCUAUUUGGAACUUAGGAAAGAUUUUGGUUUUUCCAAACUGGACCAUCCUGUCUUGUGGUGAAAGAGGAAAGAACAAGACAUCUUUGUGCUUCUCCUGCGUUUGCUUUCUGAAGCCACCAUCUUGUGUCUAUUUAAACAAUAUUAUCUAGAAUGAUCACUUGUGCUUCUUAGCUUAGCGUUGUAAGUAUUUAAGUAUAUAUUUUCUUCAGUAGGUUUCUUUACAAUUUCAAAUAUUAUCACGAUUGUUUAUAUGAAUGUAGAACACCUUGAUAUUUCUUUUUAUAUAUAAACUAUUUAAUAAAAAUAAAAGAUUGAAUGUUAAUGUGUGGGUAAAAAAAGAAACUUUAACACUAAUUUUCCAAAGGUUAGGAAAAUUCUAAUUAAAUUUAUGCCUUAUAGAAUAGGUUGGAAAGAAAACCCAUCUCUCCCAGGUGCAUUAAGGAAAAAGAAUACCUAGGGUUACUCACCCAUGCAUAAGCUACCCAGGUUUAUUUUGGUAGCUCAGGUAUAUUUUUGCCUCAGACAGCUUUCGAAUUGCUCACACAGAACAAUUCUGAUGAUGCUGGAGUCUGAAGAAUACUCGUAUUUGCAUUUCAGUGACUGGAGAGAAUGGAAUAAGAUUAGUGAGAUGUAUGUUUUUUUAUAAGAUGGGUGUGGUACCUUCUUGAAGAAGGAGACAUUUGAAGUCAUCUCUCCCUCUAGUUUCAUUGCCUAUGUGCAAAAUCAUACAGAGAAAGUGUUGAUAAUUUGAGAAAUCCCUGUUUAUUAAUUGUCAUAAUGAGGUUCCAGGCAGACAGUAGGAAAUUUCUCCUUAAAUUCAUUACAAGUUAACAAAAACUGUUUUCUCUUCCUACUCCACCCCAACCUCCCCCACUAUUUGCCCACAUCUCUGUUGAGUGUGAAGUGACCCAAUUUAGUGUUAAAAUACACAGGGCAUUCCACAUGGCACUUUGACUUUCCAGAAGUUUAAUAAAGUAGCGGAUUGUUUUAAGUAACUCAACACAUUUUCCUUAAAUACUGUUUUGGUAUUUUCUACCUCUUAAUAAGCAAUGUAUUUUAAACCUUGUAUUAAAAAGUUUGACCAUCUGCCUUAUGGAAAAAUGUAGAGAAUUGAGUUCUUCCUUUGUGCUGUGUUCUGAUAAAGCUUUAAAUGUCUUCUUAUCCCCUUCCUACACUUUCUUCUUAACUCAUAUCACUCAUUUGUGAGUUUUGCAGCAGUCUUGAAUGAUACAGAUUAUAACUACCAAAAAGAGAAACUUUGCCUUUUUAAAUGUUAUUGCCAGUUACAAUAAUAGAAUAUGUGCAGUAGUUGAAUUCUGUGAUCAAAGCAGUUCCAAUUUCUGCCCAUAUUACUUUAAAACCAAAGCUUGAAUUUUAAGCAUCCUCUGAAGUCCAUAACAAUCCUAUGGGAUAUUAAUAAAAUGAUGUGGUAAAAAAAAUUUUCUCCAGAAAACAUUUUUAGAUAUUUAAAUAACAUCAAAGAGUGCAAUGAGUGAAAAAUCAAAUAAGUAAUGGAAAAAAAGAUUUACUGUUUUUCAGUGUCACACAAACAACUAGUUAGAGAGUAUUCCAUUUUCAAAAUAGAGUUAAAGUGGAUCAGUAGCCUUUUGGAAUCUGCAAGUGACUAGCAUUUUAAAAUAAUACACAAUUCAUUAAAUAUUGCUUUCAUCCAUUCCAUUUUAUCAAGAUGUCAAGAUGAGCACAGUGAGAAUAUCAUUUCCAUUCCUAAUGGAAAUGAUCAAAUUCUGUGGUAUGGGCUUUGUUCUUUUCUUUUCAAGCUUCUAUCUGAAUUCUGCUCACAGACAGGAAGAAGAGGCCUGUGGAUUUUAAGGGUACUCCAGGGGAAAACAAAUCUCAUUUUCACAGUGUGAAGGUAAAUGUAGAACUUGAGUAAUACUGACUGCGGCAGAGGUUGGCUCAAAACAAGAACAAAACAUGCAACCUGAAUGGAUGUAGCUUUGUCAUGCGGUCUUUGCCAAGUCUUUAAUUGUCCCAGUGCUGCUAUUUCAAUUGAUCUUAUGGUUCAUUUUGUAAUCACAAGGAUCAAGGGACCAAAUGUCACCUUUGUAGUCAUUUGAGAUGGGAGUGUGGAUGAAUUUGAAUAUGUAUGCCAAUUUUAAAACCUAUUAGUACCCACCUCUAUAAAGGGUUUUUCUGACAUUUAAAUGGCUUGAUGAUACAUCCUAUUAUAAUCCUCAAAUUCCCUUGAGGGGGAUACAGCUCUUUUUUCCUUUAGUCUCUAUUCUCAAAAGCACCUUCUCAACCUAAUUUGUAUCUCAAGGACGUUUUAUAUUCUUAAGAUGAAGGAAGCAGAAACAUGGUGUUGUUUGAGAACUGAGGCAGAAUUGACUUUUCUGGAUUUUGAAUCUCCCAAUUACAUAAUGCCAAUCCCUUCAUAGCUGAAGGUACACGUUGUCACCUCUAUUUUAUUCCUGGUCCUCCCAUCCCAAACGUCGGUGAACUGCACGGCUGUUCUUGGAAAUGGGACUAUGUGCAGUCCAAUUUCCCACAUUACACUGCAGGUGAUGUGAUGCUAUCGCCCCUGCUGGCUGUCCCAAGCUGCAGGAGAUGCUUUUCAGGAAGGGGCCACAGUCUCCCAUGUAGCCAGGCAGAUCAUUUCCUCCCCAGGUCCCAAAGCCUAGGAUGGUAUUUCCUGGAGUCAAAUGUAAUAAUCAAAGUCUCAGUAUGGCUUCUUUCUCCAUGCCAUUCACCUCCUAGAGGCCAGGCUGGUUCUGGUACUAACUAAACAGAGUUCACUUUAGGACAACUGUCAUUAACCCCACAGAAUGCCCAGACAGCCCCCAAGGCCUCAUCUGCUUCCUAUGGGACUCUCUGGGAGAGAAAAAUAGACAAACCACUAAAAAAAAAACCAACAAAUUUACUUCAUUUGGGCUGCUGCUUUUCUCACUAUUUUUAAUUACUCCCAGUAAAUCAUUGACUUGGGCUUCAAGCACUGUCCUUCUGUGUUUUCCAGAUUUAUGAUGAGUGACCUUGUCCUGCUAUUAACAAUGUCAACACUAAAAGAAAAAUGAUAGUUUCUAUUUGAUUGUUGAAACUUGUAGGUCUAAUCCUUAUUCUGUAGGUUAUAUUAUGCCUUCCAGCUAUCAUAGAAUUUCCUCAGACCUUUUAGUUAUGAAUAGAAGCAAUAAGCAGUUGUAUUGACAUAAUUUAUUUUAAUGUCUUUAAUUUUGAUAUUAACAUUGGCAUAACUCUAUUUUUGCUACCAAAUGAUAGCUACUUUCAUGUGCUCAAUUUUCCCUACAUUGUAUUAAUCUGUUGCUUGAUGUUCGUCUCUAUUUUUCUCUUUUGGAAAUAUAGACCAUAUAAGUAUCUGCAAAUUGCAGCAAUCUGAAAUGCAAACCAUUUUCAGGAACUUUGGUUUUGAGGAAUGCAAUGAUCAGAGGUUGUUAAUUUAUUUGUGAUGAUUUUAUCUUUGUGUGUUACCCUCAGAGGAUACUAUUUUUUUUAAUGGAUUUUGUAAAUCUCUCAUCUAACUGUUUAUAAGAUUAUUUUCUGUUUAAAAUUCCAAUCUUCCACCCAUCCACCCAGGCCUCCCCCAAAAGCUCCGACUAAUUUGCUUUUCCCCCACGUGUAGCUAGUUGACUGAAUAAAUAACAUGGAAAAAGGCUG
Messenger RNA from Cervus elaphus (red deer), 6739 nucleotides. It is a transcript of the gene OSBPL3, whose product is annotated as oxysterol binding protein like 3. Lineage: Eukaryota; Metazoa; Chordata; Mammalia; Artiodactyla; Cervidae. The transcript has 24 exons. Gene Ontology annotation, molecular function: cholesterol binding. The coding region runs from base 510 to 3170 and encodes 886 amino acids. The record is from RefSeq and is a predicted model, not a curated record. Gene Ontology annotation, cellular component: cytosol; perinuclear endoplasmic reticulum; intracellular membrane-bounded organelle.